UAUCGUGAAUAAACGUAAGUGCUCCCCGAGCUCACCCGUCCGCUAGAGUAGCCUAGCACCGCCCUGUUCUGCCCCGUCCUGUCUUGUCUUGUACCCCCUCCCUCCCCGUCUUGCCCCAACGUCCCAGUAGUGGACGUUACACGUUGACUCGAAACUCCACCAGUGUCAAGGUUGCACUAUCAGCUUCCACCAGAACUGCAACCACAACCAUGUCCAUAUGUGUGACUUUUGUCGCACAGGAAAGCUGUCUGACUGUGGGCUGUGUGGCAAAACUACCGUUAUCGAGCCCGGUACCAAGCCGCCGGCAUUCCGUUGUCAUCGCUGCUACCUGCCUUGGCAUCUGGAAUGCAUGAAUACCCUCGAGCUGCCUCCGAUCGGCCGCUAUCGCCACAACCACAAGUGGAGCUGCUGCUUUUGUCAGUCCAUACCUGCGAACGUCAAAACAAUUCUGACAUAUACCGAAGACUGGAGCAAUACCAGCGAGGCGCUUGGCGACAUUUACAAGCGUGUCGCCAAGGUCUACAGCGACCAUCCCUUUCGUCUGUACUUGGUCAAGCUUGAGAACACCGCCUACCGGUGGGCGCUGUGGGUUCCCGACUGGUGGAUCAGCCGCGUGUGUGAGCCCAAGCUCUUGGCCUUUCUCAAAGCUGCCCUCCAAUCGCCCGGCCUGCAUCCGCGGCCCAAGAGUGCCGUGAUCAUGGAAGAGUGGACGCACGUCAGCCGAAUCUUGCAGUUCAAAUCCAGGACCCAAAAGUACACCCAUUCUGCGCCACGAAAUAUCGCCUCGAUCGAUGAGGUCCUUGUGUCUUGGAAGGGCUUGGAUAUCGAGACCUCGACCUGGGAGUCCUGGCCCACACCAGAGGAUGCCGAAUACCAAGAGUUUGUCGAUAGCUGGAAGCGAGAGCUCGAGCUGGAGAAUCGGUUGUCGGUCAAGAGCCUCCCUCUCCCCAAAGCCUUCCGUCCCCCGGACGAGAAAACUCCUGAAUUUUUGAACAACUGUACGCUGAAGCAUUAUCAGAUCGAGGGCGUGGGCUGGCUGCUCUACAACCACUUUCAUACGGUUUCAUCGAUUCUCGCCGACGAGAUGGGGUUGGGCAAAACGCUCCAGAUUGCCACCUUUAUCGGGCACCUGAUCAAAACCUACAACCGCUUUCCGCAUCUGAUCGUUGCGCCGCUCUCGUUGAUCGACCACUGGAUCCGCGAAUUCAAGCGAUGGACUCCCUGGAUCGAAGUGGUGUCCUAUUGCGGCGAAAAAGCGUCAAAGAAAAUGGUGUACGACCACCUCAUGUUCCUGGACAAGCGACGGUCCAGGAUGCGAUGCCACGUUAUCAUAUCGACCUACGAGAUUAUGCAGAACGAGAGCCAGUUGUUUCGAUUCGUGCCGUUUGAGACCCUCAUUUGUGAUGAAGGCCACCGAAUCAAGAACGAUAGCACCAAAACCUAUGCCGCGAUCCAGGCCAAUAUCAAGGCAGCACACAAAGUCGUCAUGACCGGUACGCCGCUGCAGAAUAACUUGAAGGAGCUGCACAAUCUGAUGUGCUUCCUGGAUCCUGCAAAGUUCGCCAACUCCUCGUGGCGCGAUAACAAGAUUGAAGAUCUCUCCGAAGAGAGCGUCAAGACACUCCACGACGAGCUCGUGCCAUAUAUCCUGAGGCGCACCAAAGCCAAGUAUAUGAGCGACCUUCCCCCCAAGAUCGAGCGGUUCGUUCCGGUCAGCUUGACGCCGCUGCAACGUAAGAUAUACAAGCUAGCGCUGAUGAAGAAUGUGUGGCUCUUCAAUCCAGACACCAAGAAGGGCCAACCUGAACAGGCACUCAGGCGCACACUUGCGGAUCUCCGACUCCUCUGCAUCCAUCCGUUCAUCGAGGAGGAUAACGAGAUUGCUUACUUCAAGGAAAACUAUCCCGAGUUGGUGAAGCUGGAUCCCAUGGACUCCAGGCGAAUCGCAAAGAUGAUAGAAGUCAGCGGCAAGCUCGAGCUAUUGUCCAAGAUGCUGCGGAAGCUGAAGCAAAAUGGCAACAAAGUCCUGAUCUUCUCGCAGUUCAAGCUGGCUCUGAACAUUCUCGAGGACUUUCUCGACUUUGAACGCUACAAGUUUGUUCGCAUGGACGGCGAAACGACCCAGUCGGACCGAGUCGAUGUCAUCGGCAAGUUUGAGGAUGCAAACUCGGAUGUGUUUGUGUUUCUGUUGACCACGCGAACAGGCGGUCUUGGCCUGAAUCUAGUCGCGGCAGACACGGUCAUCAUCUUCGACCCCGACUGGAAUCCCCAGUUGGACAAGCAAGCGGUUGCGAGAGCGCACCGCAUCGGACAGACGCGGCCGGUCUGCAUCUACAGGUUGUUCACCCAGCACAGCGUCGAAGAGAAAAUUAUGGAAAUCGGCAAAUCCAAGAUCAUCUUGGAGCACUUGAUUGUCCAGAAAAUGGACGAGAGCCUUGACAAAAACGAGGUCCAGGAUAUCCUCAAGUUCGGUGCCCAAAGCAUCUUUUCGGAGAACUCGCCCAAGGCGAUCGUCUAUGACGACGAGUCGGUGGACAAGCUCCUUGAUCGCACCGUUACUGAGGAGCAAAAAGCCGCUGCCGAAGCCGAGGAGCUCAUGUCGUUUGAGGUCGCCAAGGUCUGGACCGAGAACGGGGACGAACAGGCGAAAAAGUCGGAGGAGGAGCUUGACCAAGAGAUUUGGAAGCAGAUCCAGAUCGAAAUCGAGCACAACAAACAGCAGCGACUCGAGCAGUAUGCCAUCGACGAGAGUGGCGGCCGCGCAAAACGAGCUUCGCGUAUGGAUAUCAACUACCGCGAAUCACAGCAGCGCCACAGAGUCGAGGACGUCGCACGUCUCGAUCCCGAGUUUGUUCCCGUCGACUCGUCGUCGAGCUCCGACGACACUCUGCCUGAAGAUCAGGACGACGACAUGAUCGGCGUCGACAAAGUUCAAGCAAAGCCAGACCCGCGCGCCACCAAGACUACCCGUCCCGGCCUGCCUCUCCGUACUGCCCAGCCUGCCGCGGCCGCCUCAGCUGCGCCCGUGCGGGCACCGAUAACACAGACCGGAUUCACUGUGAUGAUAUCGCCGUCGCCGUUGGUUUAUUUCUGCUGCUGGCUGUGCGGAGAGCCCACCUAUCAUCCUGUCGAAAGCUGCCCCAAAGCCCUGGAUUACCAUCACCUGCAGCUCUGCCGCGGAAUCUUGACACAGCAGCUACAGCUCAACCUUGGGUCGAUCAUGGAGCUCAAUGCCAAGAUCUAUCUGGUCGACUGUUGGAUGAAGCGACUUCGACCCCAACCCCAUGUCAGCAUGGCGCCUCCAAGCACACCUACGGUGGCAGCGCUUCCUGGAACCGCCGCUGUUGCUGCCGCGAUCCCAGAACCGGGCCCUUCUGCAGCCCCGCCUAACAAGGGGGGAAAUGCCUCUUCUGUCAAUCAAUCGCAUUCAAGCGCCGGCCCGGCCUCCACCCCUUCCCAGCCGCCGAAACCGGUGCCGGCUCAGCAAUCCUCCACACCUAAUCGUGCACAGAAACCGACGCUCCUUGCUGAUAGAGAACCUCUCGCAGCAGCCAGCAAUCCAACAACUGCUGCACCUCUUCCUCUUAGCAGCAACAACAACAACACCCCAUCAACUCCCGCUGCUGUCGCCAACCGCCCAGCGGCGGCCAAUCAACCGCCCACGAGAAAGUCUGCGGCGACAACUCCAACGUCCGCGCUGCCUGCUUCCCUGAUCAGUCUCAUUGGCUCUCUCAAGAAGCGUGAGUCUCCGUCGUCUGUUGCAAAACCUGUGCAGCCGGCGCAAAAUGCAAAGGCCAUCCUGGACGAGCUCUUCAAGGGCAGUGCGGCUUCUGAAGAACGGAAUGAGCCAAACAUCCCGCCCCAAGGCCCAGCUGCUCCCGUCGUAGCCCAAGCCUCUUCACACCAGGGUGCGAUUGCGGCCGGGCUCGUGGGAAUCCCUGUAACCACAAUCUCUCCAACUGCGCGACCUGCUGAGUCGGCCCCGAUCGGCACCACAAAUGAGGCACAAGUCCAAAAGGCGAUGACUGAGAAUGGCUCUGGGAGAUUCGAGCAGCUGUCACCGGGUCUGCCGACGACCGCACAGCCUUUGCGGGCACCUCAAGGCAAUGUGUGCGAGCUUUGUGGCGAGAACGGACAUCGAGUGAUCGAGUGCGUCGCAGCCAAGAAAGACCCCCGUCGGAUGGAGCAGGUUGCCAGAGAGCGACAGGCGCAAGGCUUGAUCUCGCCAGCGCAGAUGAGCGUCAUCAGCAAGACCAUCGAGCUGUUCAGGGGCCGACGGGAUGCGCUGGAGAGCUCGGCUGCAGCGGCGCAGAAUGACAUCGAGAUGAUUUAGGAGCAGUGCUGGCCACGAUGUGAACUGCGAUGGCUGCAUGUGGAAGUUGAAUACACGCACAUCCAUCAUCCUCA
Molecule: messenger RNA, 4407 nt
Organism: Polychytrium aggregatum
Lineage: Eukaryota; Fungi; Chytridiomycota; Chytridiomycetes; Polychytriales
Product: P-loop containing nucleoside triphosphate hydrolase protein
Exons: 10
Coding region: 218-4333 (1371 amino acids)
Biological process (GO): chromatin remodeling; negative regulation of transcription by RNA polymerase II
Cellular component (GO): nucleus; chromatin
Molecular function (GO): ATP hydrolysis activity; ATP binding; DNA binding
Source: RefSeq, a predicted model, not a curated record